Messenger RNA from Daldinia vernicosa, 1656 nucleotides. Its product is annotated as benzoate 4-monooxygenase cytochrome P450. The coding region runs from base 43 to 1656 and encodes 537 amino acids. Lineage: Eukaryota; Fungi; Ascomycota; Sordariomycetes; Xylariales; Hypoxylaceae. The transcript is spliced from 3 exons. The record is from RefSeq and is a predicted model, not a curated record. Gene Ontology annotation, molecular function: heme binding; iron ion binding; monooxygenase activity.
GCCAUUUUUAUGCAGGCAACGCUACAGAUCAGUUGAACCGACAUGUCAAGUCUAUAUUACCAGGGUGGCGAUCUAGCUAGCUGGCUUGUAUUUUCGGUAGCUGUUAUCCAGUUUCUGUUACUCGGAAACGCUAUUUACAACUUAUUUUUCCACCCGCUUGCAAACGUCCCGGGGCCGUUCUGGGCCCGCGCCAGCGGCAUUCCCUCAUGGUACCACGCAAUGCGCGGAGAUCGCCACCUAUGGCUAUGGCGGCAGUUCCAGGUCUACGGGUACCGGAUCAGGCCCGAGCCUAACGCGGUACUAUUCCAUGACCCUAAUGCGUACGUUGAUAUAUAUAGUAUGAAGUCUAACGUUCGACGGGCUCCCUUCUUUACCGCUUUUAAAAGGGUUGAAAGCGAAAAUACAACGUUAACUGAGAUCGACGUGGCUAAACACGCCAGAAAACGCAAGUUACUUGCCUUAGGUUUUACUGACCAGUCAGUACGCUCUGCUUCCGAGUUUGUAAUUAAGCAUAUCGAUCGCUGGACCCAACUUAUCACGCAAGAGAUUCAAGAUUGUACAAACUGGUCUACUCCUCAAGACUUUUCUAAAAUGAUAGACUGCUUGAUUUUUGAUAUUAUGGGAGACCUUAGUUUUGGCAAGUCGUUUAAUAUUAAGGAGCCUGGGAUUAAUCGUUUCAAGGUCAUCCCACAUAGCAUUACAGAGAAUUUGCGCUUUUACUACCCGAUAUGUCGCUCUCCCUUUUUACAUAUAUUGCUUUGGCUCAAGCCGCGAGGUUUAAACAAAGUGUUUGAACUUGUUAGCCCGCCAGCUGUUCACGAGUACAACAACUUUGUUUAUCAAAGCGUGACUGACCGAAUUACCUUACAACGUCAGCAACCUGAGCGGCGCCAUGAUAUGUUUUAUUUCCUUUAUGAGGCCCGGGAUCCUAAUACAGGCCAGCGGGUUUACGAAGAGGACGAGCUCCGAGCAGAAUGCAGCUUGCUGAUCACGGCUGGGUCCGAUACAGUCAGUAUCAGCCUCUCGAGCAUUUUCUUUUACCUGACCGGUGACCCGCAACGGUGCCAAAAGCUUACGAACGAGAUCCGCACUACAUUCCAGUUAGCCGAGGACAUUGUGCAUGGCCCGGUACUCCAGGGCUGUGCUUACCUCCGGGCCUGCAUCGAUGAAGGAAUGCGGCUCACGCCCGCCGUUGCGAGUGAACAUCCGCGUGAAGUGCUCACCGGCGGGCUAAGAAUCCUCGGAGAGUACUACCCUGCGGGCACCAUUGUAGGCACAGUCCCAUGGGCGAGCUCACGCGACCAGGCAGUGUACGGGGAUGACGUAGAGGAGUUUCGGCCGGAGCGUUGGAUCGUAGACGUAUCCCCUGGCGGGACGACCAAGGAGGACCUGGUCCGGUACAAAUCCGGCUUUCACCCCUUCCUCUCCGGACCGGGCGGUUGUAUCGGAAGGCACAUAGCUAUGAUGGAGAUGACCCUCAUUAUCGCCCGCACGCUACACCGCUUAGACGUCAGGCGUGCGCCUGGGUCUACUCUAGGAGGCGGGCGGCCAGGUCUCGGGUGGGGUGCUACUGAUAAGACGCAGUUACAUGUCGAGGAUGCAUAUGUUUCACUCCGCUGCGGACCUGAGGUCCAAUUUAGGAAGAGAAUCUUAUAA